AAACCAAUUCAAAACAUUAGUGAGUAGUGACCCUUUUGACGAUCGAUAUUCGCCAGUCCCAAAUACUCAACAAUCAACAUACCAAGUGAUACGAAAGUGAAAAAAUUAAGGAGAGAUCAAAUUUAGUUAUUUCAAUUCAGCAUAAUCAUAAUCACAAUCAUAAGCAACCCUAAAAAUUACGGAGAAAAUUUUUGAGAAUCAACAAUUGAUGUGCGCAGAAAUUGAAUUUGCAACUUGCAGCUUGCAACAACCUCAAGCAAUCCUCCUUGAAUAUUCAUUCUUUUUUGGGUUAAUCUUUUGUUAUUCUGUUCAGCUUAAUUUCUCCAUCUGAAUUCUCCUUAUCCAAACCAAAACUCCCAGCUCUAAGGAACUGGUCUAGUUAUGUAUAAAAACCAAUUGCAAGAGUUAGCUCAACGAAGUUGCUUCAAUCUGCCAUCUUAUGCCUGUAUCCGGGAAGGACCAGAUCAUGCCCCACGUUUCAAGGCUACUGUUAACUUUAAUGGAGAGACGUUUGAGAGCCCAAGCUAUUUCCCUACUCUAAGACAGGCUGAGCAUGCAGCUGCAGAAGUUGCUUUGAAUACGCUGGCGGAGAGGGUUCCUUCAAAAACACUUGUUGCUGAAGUUUUGGAUGAAACUGGAGUUUAUAAGAACUUGCUUCAAGAGACAGCUCACAGAGCUGGUCUCAACCUCCCUUCUUACACCACUGUCCGUUCUGGCCCUGGACAUACUCCUGUUUUCUCAUGCACAGUUGACCUUGCAGGAAUGACAUUUACUGGAGAGUCAGCUAAAACAAAGAAACAAGCUCAAAAAAAUGCAGCUAUGGCUGCUUGGUCUGCCUUGAAACAAAAUGCAGUGUCUCAGUGUAGCUCAUCUUCUUCUGCUACUAGCUCCGUAAGUCAUGAAGAGCAGGAACAAGUAGUUGUUGCUCGGUUUCUUGCCAGCCUAAACCCUGCAGGGUCAAGUAAUUCCUCACAAAGUAAUCAGCAAAAGGGUCCUGAGAGGUCAUCUGCGCCUACAACCGGCAGAAUUUUCCUUCGGUCGACUCCAACCUCAUUUGGCACCCGACGUCUGGACUGGCAAUCUUAUAAUAUCCCACCUGAAAUUUUAAGUGUUAUGUGGUAUCAAGAACAGCUUGCACAACGACAGCGCACGGUCAUGGCACUUCCUGUUCCUAUCCCACCGGUUCUUCCAUCCACUCAAGUUCUUCCAUGGAUGCCUUCUAUGUUGCAGCCGAGCCAUUAUCCGUACUGCGUGACCGGGGAACAACCCGUUUCUCUUACUCCUGGGAUUACUAUGCGUACAGGUAAUUCGCCUUACUACUUCUCAAAUCAGGUAAUGCCUGAUCCUAUGACGGCUGGGUCUAUGGUGACUAUUCAAGAAAUGCAAGAGGAAAUACUCAAAGAUCCUUCGUUUCAUUCUCCGGCAGUACCUCCAAAUGCUCCGGUUCUCGCCUGUACUAGUUCCGACCCUAUAUUGAAUGAGAGGCUUAAAAAAGAAGCCGAACAGCAGAGUAUACCCCGGACAGCUCCGCUCGAAGCCCGAGAUAAUAUCUCAACUGUGUUUGAUUCUGCAAGGCCAGCUAACAUUAGGUUGAACCAUGGCAACACAAGACCGGACUUUCCAACAGCCUUACGAGGUGUUCCGGCGGGACCCACCCAAAGGAAUUUCGUAACCCCGGUCACUAAUCCAAGAAUGCAAAGUGGUGUGGGUUCAUUUCCGGCAAGGCCUAGGUUCGGAAGAAUGCAAGAUGUGGGUUUCCGUUCAGGAUUUACUGCACCUGCAGUACAAAUCAGGACUGUUGUGCCCGUGUGUUCUGCUGCCCCGCCUAGAAAAAUGCCAAGUGCCGCCCAGACGGGAGAAUCGAGUGAUCACACGAGGAAUCAAAGUACCGAUGAUGUUUCAAUUGUUGGUUCGAAUUUGGGUAAUCUUCAACUAUAAUGAGAAUGAUAUAGUAUAGAAGAAUCAGUAUAGAUAUGCAUCUAGAAUUGGUACAGUUUGCAGUUCCAAAAUUGUAGUUAUGAUGAUGAUUUUGAUCAGCAAGCAAUUUCAAAUAAAGAAAACAAAUCUGAUCUCCCUGUUUUUUGUAUCUGAAAAUUACUGUCGUUUCACUGUUGCUUGGUAGUAUUCUAACAUCCAAGUCAAUAAUAGUGAAGUAUUAUCGACAGGGUCGUCUUAAACAUUUUGAGGCCUGUGUUCUAAUUUUAGAAUUAGACCCUUAUUAUUGAAGUCAUAACUUAAUCC
Messenger RNA from Amaranthus tricolor (Joseph's coat), 2241 nucleotides. RefSeq names its product double-stranded RNA-binding protein 2-like. The transcript is spliced from 4 exons. Gene Ontology annotation, molecular function: double-stranded RNA binding. The record is from RefSeq and is a predicted model, not a curated record. NCBI's taxonomy places the organism in Eukaryota, Viridiplantae, Streptophyta, Magnoliopsida, Caryophyllales, Amaranthaceae. The coding region runs from base 382 to 1938 and encodes 518 amino acids.